CUACAGUAAUUACACAUCAGUUGCAAGGUGCGGCAAGCAGUUGGAUGGGAGAUCAUAGUGAUGUCAGGACAGGGAGGACUUACUGCAGGAGAUAAGGCCAUCUAAUGGAGAUGAAAUGAAUCGGUAUUUAAAAGGUCUUUUUUAGUUAAGGCAGUUAGCUGGCAGCAGACUGUGCUCAGUAGUCAAGAAGGACAGUAGAGAAAGACAGUCUGUAAACUAUCCAGAGGUUGUUCCUCAACAUUUUUUACUUGUGUUUCACCUGAAUUGGGACAGAACCAGUUCCAAGCUCUGCUCACCGGUUCAAGCUUAAAGCGUUCAGAAGGUCAAAGGUCGAGUGUGUCAUGACCCCACGGGAGCAGCUGAGGAAGAUGACAGCACUGGGAGAGCAGGGGGCUAUGGAUGAGAAGCACUGGUACCGUCUGGUCAAUGGAAUGUCAGCUGGAGAGCUGAGGCAGAGGCAAGAGAUUAUAAUGAGGAACCAGAUGGCCAUGGCUCCACAGAUUCUCACCCAGGGGCAGCAGAGGUUACAGGGGGUCUCAACACAGUUCGAACCUCGCUUCAUGGAGAGAGAGCUUGUUCCCCCCUCCGAGAUGGUAGCUUCAGAGGCCAGACAGAUGCACAUGGGACCUCACCUGGGUCCACCUCUACCUCCCCAUGCCAAUGUUCUGCCUGGGAGAGCUUUUCCUGGAGCAGCUGGCUACGGCUUCUUGCCCUCGGAGCCCAUGGAAACAGUUGCCCGGCGACAGGAGUUCAUUCACAAGCAAAACAUAGCCAGAAUGGAGAUGAAUGCCAUCCUGCACCAGAAGGAGUUGGAGAAUGCCCACCAGAAGGGACUCAUGGGAAUCGAUAAUCACAUGUCAUACCCUUCCAACCCCAUGGCAUUUAGAGGUCGUCAGCGCAUGCCAGACGGCCAAGAUGUCUUUGUCCACCGUCCCACCUUGGAUGAACUGCACUCCAACAGCAUCCUCAUGUCAGCCAGCCCUUACCCACCAAUCAGCACACUGCACAGAGAGAGGGGACGCAGGGCUGGUAGGAGGCCAACGGCUCACAAGAGCUCAGAGAGUCAUGUGUCCAACAUGAAGGGCAAUACUGAAGAUAAAAGUGUAGAGCAGAGCCCAGGAGCCACAUCAGGGGAAGAAAAAGAAGUGGAGGCUAAGGGGGACAUGGGAGAGGAGUGUCCCACUAGCAAGACGCACCAUCAAGCAAAAAUAGACUCGGAACUUGCCACAGGAAGCCGGAAGAACUACAAAGAUGGAGACCCAGGCCUGCGUAAAGCCUGUGUAAACAGCCAAGAUGGGUCAGAUGUGGCUAACAGUGGUGCAAAUGAUAAAGACAUAUCCAGUCAAUGUUCAGCUUUUCAGGAGAAAUUCAUGUAUCCCUCUGGUGGCGGAGCGCUCACAGGCAUGCCUUACAUGUCCCCAGUCCCUGGAAAUGGUUUCCUUCCACCUGGUCCACCCAAUCUCUUUCUCAAUGGUGAUGAAGUGCCCGAAGACAUUAGGAAGUGGACAGUGAAUGAUGUUUACAACUUUAUCAACAGUAUACCCACAUGUUCAGAAUAUGCUCAGGCGUUCAAGGAUCACAUGAUCGACGGAGAGUCGCUGCCCCUCCUGUCAGAGGAGCAUCUUCUGGACACACUGGGGCUCAAACUGGGACCUGCUCUUAAGAUCCGCUCACAGGUGUCCAGGCGUCUGGGCAGCAUGCUGUACAUGAUGAAUUUGCCGCUCUCCACCUCCAACCUGCAGGCCACUCCAGAGAAGCCUGCCGACCGCUCAUCCGAGAUCGGCUCCCCUGUUAACUGUAACAGUGAGGAGAUGAUGGCGAGUCCAAGAGACCCUGAUGUCCUCAAACCUACAGAGCACUUGCCCGAGACAGAAAACAAUUCCCCUCCAUCUGCCAGCAGUGAGACAGCCUGAUCAGAACUGAUAAUGUGGAAAGAUGCAAACCUACCCAGGCCCAGUCUGCACUGACAGUAAAGCAUCGCAAACUUCUUCCCUUUCCCGAGCCACAUCAACCAGCUCCGGCUUGGGGAUCCCGAGGCGUUCCCAGGCCAGGUUGGAGAUAUUCUCUCCACCUAGUCCUGGGUUUUCCUCGGGGCCUCCUCCCAGCUGGACGUGCCUGGAACAUCUCCCUAGGGAGUCGCCCAGGAGGCAUCCUUACCAGAUGCCCAAACCACCUAAAUAUUUGUAUUUUACAUAAUAUGUACAUAUUUUUAAUCAGAGUGACACUGAUGAGUUAUGAGACCAUGAGAUGGUCCAAUAUAUUUUUUUCUCUUUUUUAUAUAAUUAUAUACAUCUGCAUGUCUAAGUGUAGCUUUAAAUGUACUUAUUUUUUAACAUGCUAAGUGUCAUUUCUCCAGUAGGCUGUCACGAGGACCAUAAAAAUAAUAAGGGAAUAGUUUUAUAAUCGAACAAUGAAAUAUCUAACUAAGGUGUUUGGAUGUUUGAUAACUUUUUUGUGUGUUGGAUUGCAAUUAAAGUGUUUUUCUACAUAUGACCGGCAGUGCUGUCUAUCUGUUAAGGUAAGGAAUAAUAAGUGAAUAUCAAGAAUCACAUAUUUUGAUGUGCAAAGUAAUUAAAGGUAUCAAAUA
Etheostoma spectabile (orangethroat darter) is the source of this 2587-nucleotide messenger RNA. RefSeq names its product sterile alpha motif domain containing 7 (gene samd7). Bases 342 to 1913 code for a protein of 523 amino acids. Gene Ontology annotation, molecular function: chromatin binding; histone binding. The record is from RefSeq and is a predicted model, not a curated record. Lineage: Eukaryota; Metazoa; Chordata; Actinopteri; Perciformes; Percidae. Gene Ontology annotation, cellular component: nucleus. The transcript has 9 exons. Gene Ontology annotation, biological process: negative regulation of DNA-templated transcription.